AUGCGCCUUUGCCUGCCAAACCUGCUUGUGACGGCUGCACUUAUAUCGGCCGGCGCCGUGUUGGCGCAAGACAUUCCCACCGAUGUGCCCGUAUCAGUUCUCCUGACUUCAGCUCAGGAGCAUCUCACAAAGGGCGAGACCAACGAGGCCUUGGCCUAUUUCGAUGCGGCCAUCGCCCGAGAUCCGACCAACUACCUGUCAUUCUUCAAGCGGGCCACCACGUACCUGUCGCUCGGUCGCGCAAACCUGGCAACUGAAGAUUUCAACAAGGUGCUCUCGCUCAAACCUGGGUUUUCAGGCGCCCACGUCCAGCUUGCCAAGAUCAAGGCCAAGGCCGCCGAGUGGGAUGGCGCAAGGGCCGAUUACGCUGCGGCCGGCGAAGGGUCGGACUCCCCCGACGUUCAGAGUCUGACGGCGGCGGAGGAGUCGAUGAAGCUGGCCUUUGCUGCCGAAAAAGAGGGCCGAUGGGAGGAAUGCGUCAACCAUGCAGGGGAUGCCAUCGUUACCGCCUCCAGGUACAUCCCCUUGCGCGAGACGCGAUCCCACUGUCGCUUUGAGCGAGGCGAGUUGGAAGAAGCCAUUGGCGAUCUUCGCCACGUGCUACAGAUGCGUCCCGGAGACAUCUCUCCCCACGUCGUCAUCUCGGCCGUUUCGUUCUACAAUCUCGGAGAUCUCGACGCUGGCGUCGGCCAGAUCCGGAAGUGUCUUCAUUCCGACCCAGACUCUAAAGUCUGCAAAAAAUUACACAAGCAGCAAAAGGCUAUUACCAAGGCAUUUACCAAGACAAAUGGUCAAUUGAGCAAGGGACAGUAUACAACGGCGAGCAGGGGGUUGGUUGGGACAGAAGAAGACACCGGGCUCCUCCAGACCGUCAAGGAACAGGUGGACGAGCUACGCCAAGAUGGAAGAAUACCCGCCCAAGGGAGAGUGCUGCUGUACGAACAGCUGGUCGAGAUGGUUUGCCAGGCUUACGUUGAGUCAACUAGCAAGCAUGCCGAUAAGUAUUGCGACGAGGCAGUUCAGCUAAAUGAAGAAUCAUUCUGGGGCCAGUUGCAUCGUGCCAAAAUGUUACUCAAGAAAGAAGAGUUCGAGGCAGCCAUUCAGACGCUGGAAAACGCCGCCAAUGCGCACCCAGACAAGAGAGACAAGAUCAACCCACUUCUAAACAAGGCACAGAUUGAACUCAAGCGGAGCAAGACAAAGGAUUACUACAAGGUUCUCGGCGUUGCCCACGAUGCUGAUGAGAGACAGAUCAAAUCAGCGUACCGCAAGGCGUCCAAGCAGUUCCACCCAGACAAGGCCAUGAAGUCGGGCCUCAGUAAAGAGGGGGCCGAGAAGAAGAUGGCGGGUAUCAAUGAGGCGUACGAGGUGUUGAGCGACCCCGAACUGCGCGCCCGGUUUGACAGAGGAGACGACCCCAACUCCCAAGAGAGAGGAAACCCAUUCCAAGGAUCACCGUUUGGGGGCCAGCAGUGGGCGUUCCAGCAACCAGGCGGCGGCGGCGGCGGGCAGCAGUUCAAGUUUCAGUUCAACAAUGGGCCGUUUGGUUUCUAA
Messenger RNA from Trichoderma aggressivum f. europaeum, 1554 nucleotides. RefSeq lists its product as uncharacterized. Gene Ontology annotation, cellular component: endoplasmic reticulum. Gene Ontology annotation, molecular function: protein-folding chaperone binding; misfolded protein binding. Gene Ontology annotation, biological process: protein folding in endoplasmic reticulum. The record is from RefSeq and is a predicted model, not a curated record. The transcript is spliced from 2 exons. NCBI's taxonomy places the organism in Eukaryota, Fungi, Ascomycota, Sordariomycetes, Hypocreales, Hypocreaceae. The coding region runs from base 1 to 1554 and encodes 517 amino acids.